Messenger RNA from Closterium sp. NIES-65, 300 nucleotides. NCBI's taxonomy places the organism in Eukaryota, Viridiplantae, Streptophyta, Zygnematophyceae, Desmidiales, Closteriaceae. The record is from the annotation of a GenBank genome assembly.
AUGCGUCUGCCCCUUCGGGGAAGCGCCGCACAGGCAAGGGCAAGGGGGGCAAGGGCGCCGGAGGAGCUGGCGGGGCCGGGGGAGGCGGCGAUGGGGGCGGCGGAGGGAGUGGGGGUGGGAGUGGGGGUGGUGGAGGGGGUGGAGGUGCCGGUGGCAGCAGUGGAGGUUGAGGCAAUGGCGGUGGUGGCGGAGGGAGCGGAGGCGGCGGUGGUGGCGGAGGCGGCGGAGGCGGCGCAGGCGGCGGUGGAGCUGGUUGUGGUUCUGCGCAGAGGAGUGGCUCCAGUGGUGUGUCCCAGGUAG